Molecule: messenger RNA, 2970 nt
Organism: Centrocercus urophasianus (Greater sage-grouse)
Lineage: Eukaryota; Metazoa; Chordata; Aves; Galliformes; Phasianidae
Gene: TRPC5
Product: transient receptor potential cation channel subfamily C member 5
Exons: 10
Coding region: 1-2970 (989 amino acids)
Biological process (GO): calcium ion transmembrane transport; regulation of cytosolic calcium ion concentration; manganese ion transport
Cellular component (GO): membrane; cation channel complex
Molecular function (GO): protein binding; store-operated calcium channel activity; inositol 1,4,5 trisphosphate binding
Source: RefSeq, a predicted model, not a curated record
AUGGCCCAGCUAUACUACAAAAAGGUAAACUAUUCACCAUACAGAGAUCGGAUCCCACUGCAGAUUGUGCGAGCAGAGGCAGAGCUCUCAGUGGAAGAGAAGGCCUACCUCAGUGCUGUGGAGAAGGGGGACUAUGCCAGUGUGAAACAUGCCUUACAAGAGGCAGAGAUCUACUACAACAUCAACAUUAACUGUAUGGAUCCUCUUGGUCGCAGUGCCCUUCUAAUAGCCAUAGAGAAUGAAAAUCUGGAGAUCAUGGAGUUACUUCUGAGCCACUGCGUGUAUGUGGGAGAUGCUCUGCUGUAUGCAAUACGGAAAGAGGUGGUGGGAGCUGUGGAGCUGCUGCUGAAUUACAGGAAGCCAAGUGGUGAAAAACAGGUUCCAACCUUGAUGAUGGACACACAGUUUUCAGAAUUCACUCCAGAUAUCACACCAAUAAUGCUGGCGGCUCACACCAACAACUAUGAAAUCAUCAAACUGCUUGUCCAAAGACGGGUAACUAUUCCACGCCCACAUCAGAUCAGAUGCAAUUGUGUGGAGUGUGUCUCCAGUUCGGAGGUGGACAGCCUGAGGCAUUCCAGGUCAAGGCUGAACAUCUACAAAGCCUUAGCCAGCCCCUCAUUGAUUGCCUUAUCAAGUGAGGACCCCAUCUUGACAGCGUUUCGACUGGGCUGGGAGCUGAAAGAGCUCAGCAAAGUGGAAAAUGAGUUCAAGGCUGAAUAUGAAGAGCUUUCUCAGCAAUGCAAGCGAUUUGCUAAGGACCUUUUGGAUCAAGCACGGAGUUCCCGAGAACUAGAGAUUAUUCUCAAUCACAGAGAUGAUCAAAGUGAAGAGCUGGACCCCCAAAAAUGUCAUGAUUUGGCAAAACUAAAGGUAGCAAUAAAGUACCACCAGAAAGAGUUUGUUGCUCAGCCAAACUGCCAGCAGCUACUAGCAACACUUUGGUAUGAUGGUUUUCCAGGCUGGAGGCGGAAACACUGGGCAGUAAAACUCUUGACCUGUGUCACCAUCGGACUGCUAUUCCCUGUGCUAUCUGUGGCAUAUCUGAUUGCACCGAAGAGCAGGCUGGGACUGUUCAUUAAAAAGCCAUUUAUAAAGUUUAUCUGCCACACCGGCUCAUACCUAACCUUCCUCUUCAUGCUCCUGCUGGCAUCGCAGCAUAUCGUCAGGACUGACCUUCACAUGCAGGGACCACCUCCCACCAUCGUGGAGUGGAUGAUCCUGCCCUGGGUUCUAGGUUUUAUCUGGGGAGAAAUCAAGGAAAUGUGGGACGGUGGAUUCAAUGAAUACGUACAUGACUGGUGGAAUCUGAUGGAUUUUGCAAUGAACUCCCUCUAUCUUGCAACUAUCUCCCUUAAAAUUGUUGCCUAUGUCAAGUACAACGGUUCACGUCCAAGGGAGGAAUGGGAAAUGUGGCACCCGACUCUCAUUGCAGAAGCCCUCUUUGCAAUAUCCAACAUUUUAAGUUCUUUGCGUCUCAUAUCCCUGUUUACAGCAAAUUCACACCUGGGACCCCUGCAGAUUUCUCUGGGACGCAUGCUGCUAGACAUCCUUAAAUUCCUUUUUAUCUAUUGUCUGGUGCUUCUGGCUUUUGCCAAUGGACUGAACCAGCUUUAUUUUUAUUAUGAGACCAGUGCCUCGGAGGAACCCAACAACUGCAAGGGGAUCCGAUGUGAGAAACAGAACAAUGCCUUCUCCACACUUUUCGAGACCCUCCAGUCUCUCUUCUGGUCUGUGUUUGGACUGCUGAAUCUCUACGUCACCAAUGUGAAAGCCAGACAUGAGUUCACAGAGUUUGUUGGGGCCACUAUGUUUGGUACCUACAACGUCAUCUCUCUUGUCGUGCUGCUGAACAUGCUCAUAGCCAUGAUGAACAACUCCUAUCAGCUCAUCGCUGACCAUGCAGACAUAGAGUGGAAGUUUGCACGGACAAAGCUCUGGAUGAGUUACUUUGACGAAGGGGCCACCCUGCCUCCUCCCUUUAACAUCAUCCCAAGUCCCAAGUCUUUCUGGUACCUCUGCAAGUGGAUUCACAAUCAGCUGUGUCCGGGCAGUGAUUCUGACAAUGAGCAGAAGAGACAUGAAAACCUCAAAACAUUCACGGAGCGCCAUGCCGAUAACCUCAUCCAGAAUCAACAUUACCAGGAAGUGAUUAGAAAUCUUGUAAAAAGAUAUGUUGCAGCAAUGAUAAGAACUUCCAAAACCAAUGAAGGCUUAACUGAAGAAAAUUUCAAGGAAUUAAAACAGGACAUCUCAAGUUUUCGCUAUGAAGUCCUUGACCUGCUGGGAAACAGGAAGCCACAGAGGAGAAGUUAUUCUACCAGUAGCACAGAGGUGUCUCAAAAGGAUGAAACAAAUGAGGAUAGUGCUGGAGAAAAACCCAAAGUCAAAAGUGUGUCUUUCAAUGUAGCCAACAAAAAAAAGGAUUUCAAUGUAUCUGCGCUAAUUAAAACAAUGUCUGGGAUUGAUAUGGUGGAAGAGAAGCCAAAAAGCAAUGGGAUCAGUAAGCGCUCCUUCAUCCGAAAUGGAAAUAGAGUUCAGAGGCUUUCCAGUUCCAAGAAAGAGUCCUUUAAGAGACUGGGGCUGCUGUUCUCCAAGAUGAAUGGACAUGUACCUGAAGCAAAUUCAGAGCCCAUGUACACUAUUUCAGAUGGAAUUAUUCAGCCACACUACAUGUGGAAAGACAUCAAAUAUUCUCAGAUUGAUAAAGAGAGAGAAGAGAAUUGUUCCAAAAGUGAAAUUAACCUCAAUGAGGUAGACUACAGUAGGAACACAAGACUUACAGGACAGAGCAAGGAGUGCCCUGUGGUUUGUACCAGCUCCCUUCACUGUGCUUCCAGUAUUUGUUCCUCUAAUUCCAAACUUUUAGACUCAUCAGAGGAUGUGUUUGAUUCAUGGGGAGAGGCUUGUGACUUGUUUAUAAACCAGUGGAAAGAGGGGCAAGAGGACCAUGUUACAACGCGACUAUAA